Silurus meridionalis is the source of this 942-nucleotide messenger RNA. RefSeq names its product olfactory receptor 52K1-like. Lineage: Eukaryota; Metazoa; Chordata; Actinopteri; Siluriformes; Siluridae. Gene Ontology annotation, biological process: G protein-coupled receptor signaling pathway. Gene Ontology annotation, molecular function: G protein-coupled receptor activity; olfactory receptor activity. The record is from RefSeq and is a predicted model, not a curated record. Gene Ontology annotation, cellular component: membrane.
AUGCAACUUUUUCCACAAAAUAUUUCAUAUACAACUUUUAAGCUAAAUGGUUUUUUGACCUUGGGAGAAUGGAGAUCCCUAUUAUCCAUACCCUAUUUUAUGUUUUUACUAUCUACUAUAUCAAACUCUAUUAUAAUAUAUUUAAUUGCAUCUCAGAAAACUCUGCACUCUCCAAUGUAUGUACUAAUUGGUUUCAUGGGUGUUGUGGACUUGUGUUGGCCAAUAUUAUUUGUACCAAGUUUGUUGCUCAACUUUUUAUUUAACUGGAAUGAAAUUACUCUAGUAAACUGUUUAAUACAAAUGUUUUGCAUACAUAUUCUUGGUGCAUUUCAGUCUACUGUACUGGUGUGGAUGGCAAUUGAUCGGUUCUUUGCAAUAUGCAGACCACUUUACUAUCACAAAUACAUGGAAUUUCAGAACUUUCUCAAGUUUAUUAUUGUCCCACUUACCAGAAAUAUAUUCUUAAAUAUCGUAAUGAUCUCUUUGGCUGGGAAACUGAAUUUCUGUCAAAUUAAUGAGAUGGAUCACUGUUUUUGUGAACAUAUGGGUUUGGUUCAGUUGGCAUGUGGAGAUACUUCUGUUAACAACCUAAUUGGUCUUGUGUCUGCUUUUUUAAUACCAACAUCAGAUUUUCUUUUUAUUACAGCAUCCUAUGUAAUAAUAUUUAUUUCUGUCAUGAAAUCAGGAAAAGCCCACUUGAAGGCUAUCAACACUUGUAUUACACAUAUUAUUGUCAUGACAGUAAAUUUAGCAUUUGCCUUGAUUGCUUUUAUGUCAUACAGAAUAAGAAAUAAUUUAUCUCCCAAUUUUCGUGUCUUUUUAAGCACUAUGUAUAUUCUGUUCCCAAGUUGUUUCAAUCCAAUUGUUUACGGCAUAAGAACAACUGAAAUAAGAAAACAGUUUCUUAAAUAUUUGAACGAUAUGAAAGUCUUACCACAGUAA